Messenger RNA from Cryptosporidium muris RN66, 318 nucleotides. Its product is annotated as cyclin-dependent kinase regulatory subunit family protein. Lineage: Eukaryota; Apicomplexa; Conoidasida; Eucoccidiorida; Cryptosporidiidae. Gene Ontology annotation, biological process: regulation of mitotic cell cycle. The transcript is spliced from 5 exons. Gene Ontology annotation, cellular component: cyclin-dependent protein kinase holoenzyme complex; SCF ubiquitin ligase complex. Bases 1 to 318 code for a protein of 105 amino acids. The record is from RefSeq and is a predicted model, not a curated record. Gene Ontology annotation, molecular function: histone binding; cyclin-dependent protein serine/threonine kinase activator activity; protein kinase binding.
AUGGUGAAUUAUCCUGAAGAUAUUGUAUAUUCUUCUAAAUAUGAGGAUGGUGUUUAUGAGUACAGGCAUGUAACAUUACCAAGAGCUAUAUCAAAAAGAGCUCAAUCUGUAAUGCUUACUAAACCAAAUGGUCUCUUAAGAGAGCAAGAAUGGAGGAUGUUAGGAAUACAACAAUCAAGAGGAUGGCAACAUUAUUUAGUUCACAAACCUGAGCCUCAUAUUCUAUUAUUUCGACGACCCCUAGGUACUAAUCCACAAACAGGUCAAGUUGAUCCUACAUGGGUAAAUCCCAAUAAAAAAGAAGUAGAAAAGCAAUAA